CCUUGCUAGGUUUUGUUAACACUCCAAUGGCGAAUCGCAUGGAUAGAGGCGGGCUGAACAACAGAUUGCAUGGAUCAUGAUGGUGGUGGUGCGCAUGGAUCAGGACGGCGCGACUCACAUGUCUAGGGACGACGGUGGGGACUGGUGGUGUCGCUCUGGGCGGUGGCUGCGGCAAGCAGGCGUGGGGCUGGGGGUGGUCGGGCAAUCAAGCGACUGGUUGCGGCAAUCGUGCUCCUGGACGGCGGCAGGAGGCAGGCCAUGUAGCGACGAUAGACGGCAGGCCAUGGGACGGCGACCGACGGCGGGCCAUGGGCCGGCGGGCCAUGGGAUGCCGGCGGCUGCGGGCGGAUCUAUGGAGGUGGGAGAAUGGAGGCUAUGGUUUGGAGAAAAAAGUAGGAGCUUAAGGUUUUAUAGAUUUAAUGUAAAUGGUAUAUUUGUC
This is a messenger RNA of Cuscuta epithymum, 439 nucleotides long. Lineage: Eukaryota; Viridiplantae; Streptophyta; Magnoliopsida; Solanales; Convolvulaceae. The record is from the annotation of a GenBank genome assembly.